Molecule: messenger RNA, 2324 nt
Organism: Closterium sp. NIES-67
Lineage: Eukaryota; Viridiplantae; Streptophyta; Zygnematophyceae; Desmidiales; Closteriaceae
Source: the annotation of a GenBank genome assembly
AGAUCCGUUACUAGUGUGCAGGUAUCUUCCGGACCCACACCAAUCGGAAACUCUAAUAGCCUAUUCACUGCUAUUGCGAGGCUGAUCGAUCCACGCGCAGGCUGUGUGUGAGCUCCCGCGUUACGCGCGUUACGGUGCCCCCCGCCACUGUUAGUACGCUACGGGUUGCUUGUGUCGAUUCCUCGAGGAAUCCUCGUACCAGCGUCUCUCUCCUGGGCGUUGGAUCCGCAUCGAAUUCAGGAGGUCUCAGAUUCUCCCUCUCGUUCUCUCGAUCUCUCGUUCUCUCGUUCUCUCCUCCUCCCUUUCUCUCCGCAUCGCUUUCUCUCCGCCUCGCUUUCUCUCCUCCUCGCUUUCUCUAGACGUUCUCGACGGUUUCACAACCUUCCUCUGGAUCCGCGUCAUGGCUUCGCAACUACGAAAUCCGCGAUAAAAGCAUCAGUCUAUGGCGUUCUCGACGGUUAUAGCUGAUGUCGGAUCCGCUAGGGUCACAGUCACAGACCGCACCACUGCACGCACUCGCCCACAAGUGCGUUAGCUAGCUAGAGCGACGAAGCGGCCGGCGACGAUCGUCGGUCUAAAGCAGCACUGAUACUUCUCACCGUCCCUGAAUUCCAACCCAGCGCGUUCAUCCUUCCGCAAGUCACACCGUAGCAAAGUCAGUCUGGUCUCACCCGCAGAGCCUCACCCAGAGGAGGUACGAAGGAGGCCCGGCGGAGGAGGAGGCACGGCGGAGGAAGCUCGGCGGAGGAGGAGACCCGGCGGAGGAGGAGGCCCGGCGGAGGAGGAGGCUCGGCGGAGUAGGGAGGCGGCAUGUCGAUGCGCAUCAAGGAGGUGGUGGAGAAUUUCGUGAAGGAGCUGCGCGUGGCCAUGGAGGCGGACAUCCAGGACCGCGUGCUCAAGGAGCGCGAGAUGAAGCAGUACCUGGAGGAGAGGGAGCGGGAGGUGGCGGAGCGGGAAGCGGCCUGGAAAGCCGAGCUCACGCGGAGAGAGGCGGAGAUUGUGAAGCAGGAGGCGCGGCUGCGCGCGGAGCGGGAGAACCUGGAGAAGGAGAAGCGCAUGCUCAUGGGGACGGCGUCGAACCAGGAGAACCAGGAUGGAGCGCUGGAGAUCACAGUGAGUGGGGAGAAGUACCGGUGCCUGCGCUUCGCCAAGGCAAAGAAAUGAGGUGUUCUUAGACCCACUGCACGCCCAUUGCACCGCACCGCACCGCACUGCACUGCACUGCACUGCACCCCAGCUGGAUCUGCGCUGGACUCUGGCAGUUCGGCAGGGGUUUCCCGAAGGAGAGAAGAGAGGGACGGGCACUGGGACAGCAGGGGAGACUUUUGAGUCGACUCAGAGGUGACGAGGUGAUCUUGUUGUUUGGAGGAGUAGAUUCUCCAGGAGGACGGACCCUGGGGCAGCUGGGGCAACCGGGGCAGCGGUGGCAGCAGCAGCAGCAGCAGCAGCCCCACCUGGAAGAUGGAAGUUGAGGGGAGGGUAUGGGGUACAGGGUGUUGGGCAUGGGCGGAGUUUUGAGGUUCCGGUUGCCUCGCUUACCGCUUUCAUGGGUGUUGGGAGGCGUGGGUUGUGGCUUCGGUGUUUCCUUGUGGGGAAUGGAGGAGGAGAGAGCUGGGGCAGCAGGCUUGUGUGGAAUGGGGGGGGAGGAGUAGGAGGGGGGGGGCCGGGUGCAGCAGCCCUAAGUGGGAGUGUGCAGCUGCUGUGGAAUUUCGAUGAUGGCAGCACUUCCAGUGCCCCAUCCCCCGAUUCAGCAUUGUGGUUGUAGUACCUGUGGUGCUUUAUCCAGGGAGUUGCGGUUGCUGUGGCGGCUGUGGCGGCUGUAAGCGGCUGUGGCGGCUGUGGCGGCUGUGGUGGCUGUGGCUGCUGUGGCGGCUGUGGCUGCUGUGCUGCAGUGGCGGCUGUGGCGGCUGUGGCUGCCGAGGCGGCUGAGGCUGCUGUGGCGGCUGUGGCGGCUGUGGCGGCUGUGGCGGCUGUGGCGGCUGUGGUGGCUGAGAGAGACAUUGAUGAGUUCCAGUCACAGCGAGCGGCAAGGCACUUCGCUGUCCAGGUUGGCUGCCGCAGGAGCAGCAUCUUACAUACACGGUACCCUAAAUCCUGGAUUGAGAUUGUGUUUCUCCAGUAGUCAGGAAGGGGUGCGUUGUUGUACUGGUAGUAGGUCAAUCAAUCUUUACGAUUAGGUAGAGUGGAAAGGUAGGCAGGAAUGAGUGUUAAGACGUUUCAGCUAUUGGCUGGCAGUGAGCAAACGGUCUGGGCUGCGAUGUGGGUUAGAAGUUUUGAUACCAACACAUAUCCUCACAAUAUUGAGUACAGGUCUUUAAGUAACA